Molecule: messenger RNA, 2468 nt
Organism: Gopherus flavomarginatus (Mexican gopher tortoise)
Lineage: Eukaryota; Metazoa; Chordata; Testudines; Testudinidae
Product: junctional adhesion molecule A-like
Exons: 9
Coding region: 90-1046 (318 amino acids)
Biological process (GO): establishment of endothelial intestinal barrier; regulation of membrane permeability; cell adhesion
Cellular component (GO): bicellular tight junction
Source: RefSeq, a predicted model, not a curated record
UGCGGGCGGUGAGCGGGGCCGGGUGGGGCUCAGUCAGACAGCGGCGGGUGUUGCCUCUCGAAGCUCCGUGGGCAGCGGGGUGCGCGGCGAUGGCUGGAUCCGGGGCGUGGGGCUGGAUCCACUUACUGCUCCUGAGCGUCAGCUCCUGGUCCUUGAUAUCAGCCCAGUUGUUGAACACACAAACCAUUCAAGUGCCUGAGAAUGACCCAAUUGAAAUACCCUGUGCUGCGUACGCAUCACAAAGCGGAACAGCCAGGAUCGAGUGGAAAUUUGAAAAGGGCUCUUCAAUAGCCCUGGUCUAUUAUGAUGGGAAAUUCACAGACCCCUACAAAGACCGUGCUGAGUUCACACCUACAGGGAUUCAUUUCACUUCGGUGACUCGGAAGGACACGGGGAAGUACGUCUGCGAGGUCCUCUGGACCAGGAGCGGGGGCAGUGGCCAACUAAGAAAGUCAGAAGUUGACCUCAUCGUCCAAGAAACAGAUGGCUCUCCACCUCCUACCUGCCAAUGCUACAGGGACAACGUCCUUAUGACCUCCAACCCCAAGGUCAACAAGAAAUUCAGGAACUCCUGCUACGCAAUCAACACCAAGACAGGAGUGCUGAUGAAUGAGCCCGUAACCAGCUUUGACAUGCGGGAUUAUUUUUGCGAGGCUCAGAACAAUGUUGGGACCGCUCAGAAAUCUGAAGCCAUCCACUUGGAAGCCAGAAACAUCAUUUCCUACAAGGACAUGAAAGUGCUGGUCGACAGCGGGAAUGCUUGGAUUAUCGAUGUUCGGUUGCCAGAGGAGGUGGCAAACGGCCAUAUCGCCAACUCGGUCAAUAUUCCAGUGGCAGAAGUCGAGGAAGCCCUGAAGACGGACCCCGAGACGUUUAAGAUGAAGUAUGGUGUGGACAAGCCACGGAUGGAUGAUAACUUGAUCUUCUACUGCCAGAGGGGCAGAAGAGCGGCUGAGGCCACAAAGAUCGCCAUAAACCUCGGCUACACCAAGGCCCGUAACUUCGCAGGCAGCUACAUGGAAUGGUCUGAGAAGGAGGGGAACUGAAGUGGGAACGACUCCAUUAGGGCUGGUGUUUGUCCCUCCACUCCCAGCAGCUGGCUUGGCCCUGAGGACUCUGCCUUUGCUUUCUUGCUGCAAUGUUGUCUCAUUUCUGCUGACGCCUGGUACUGGGAUGGGAACGCUCUGGGCCCAGGUGGGCUCUUGACUAACGCACCUGUCUGAGAAGCUGCCACUCUGCUUUCCGCCUCACCUUCCAGCCCAGUGUCUCACCUGAUCCAAAUGUAGUCACCCCCCCUGCCCCCAAAAGCAGCUGGGGGUUCAGAUACUUUAUUGGGGGUGAGGAGAUAUCUGCACCCCCCCAUUCACUCUAUCUCCCCCACUUCCCCAUGGAAUCUGGGACCCCAUCCAUAUGCUUCCCAUGGGGUAAGUCCUCAACUCUUAAGGAGGUAGAUUUGAUGAUCAUUUUCCUACCCCACCUCAUUCUCCAGCUGAAUCUGCUGCUUCCAACUGUAGCCUGUUAUUUCUAGAACAUGCCAGGUGCCCCUCAGCCAUCUCUGCUCGGGGGAUUUUCUCUGCAGCUACGCCUGGAAAAGAGAGCUCUCUAGCAUUACCUCUGAUGUAGUACAUGGCUCUGAUAAGGGGUGGGACGUAUGUAAAGGAAGGAAGAAUCCCAAGCACUGCUACAGGCUGAGGAUUGACUGGCUAAGCAACAGUUCUGCAGAAAAGGACCUGGGGAUUAUAGUGGACCAGAAGCUGGAUACGAGUCAGCAGUGUGCCCUUGUUGCCAAGAAGGCUAAUGGCAUAUUGGGCUGCAUUAGUCGAAGCAUUGCCAGCAGAUCGAGGGAAGUAAUUAUUCAGCAUGGGUGAGGCCACAUCUGGAGUAUUGUGUCCAGUUUUGUCCCUCCCUCACCUCCCACCCCCCCACAGAAGGGAUGUGGACAAAUUGGAGAGAGUUCAGUGGAGGGCAAUGAAAAUGGUUAGGGGGCUGGGACACAUGACUUAGGAGGAGAGGCUGAGGGAAGUGGGGUUAUUUAAUCUGCAGAAGAGUGAGGGGGGAUUUGAUAGCAGCCUUCAACUACCUGAAGGGGGGGUUCUAAAGAGGACAGAGCUCGGCUGUUCUCGGUGGCUGAUGACAGGAGGAGUAAUGGUCUCAAGUUGCUGGGGUGAGGGGUCUAGGUUACAUAUUAGGAAGCACUAUUUCAUUAGGAGGAUGGUGAAGCACUGGAAUGGGUUACCUAGGAAAGUGGUGGACUCUUCAUCCUUAGAGGAUUUUAAGGCCAGGCUUGACAAAGCCCUGGCUGGGAUGAUUUAGUUGGUGUGGGUCCUGCUUUGAGCUGGGGAUUGGACUAGAUGAUCUCCUGAGGUCUCUUCCAACCCUAAUCUAUAAUUGUAUGAUGGCAGCAAGACAACAGUGGAAAUUGCUCAGGGUCAGCCAGGUUUUAUAUUAUAUUAAAGUCUUUGUACAGA